CCAUAAUGUAAUAGUGCAGCUCCCACACGGCUUCCCAUCAGAUCAGCCCUCUGUCAGUCACAUGGUGCUCUGUUGUUUCUGUUUUUUCACACAGGAUAGAGGACGGCAAACUGCACGCUAAAGGAAGAUCACUCCAAGAUUUAUCUCCGUACACUGAAAAAUAACCGUUGCAUCUUUUCUGACUCUGGAAACGGGCUUUUAGCGCAUGUUCGCGUUGUUUUGCAGCGCUAUGAAGUGAAACUCCGCCAUAUUCAACGCACCACGCCCGGAGAACAGCCUCUGCUUCUUAAGUUGUUUGCACAAACUUUACUUCCUCAUCACAAGAGAGAAACAAGGUGCAAUUUUCCCCCGGUAGAGAUGACUCUGAGCUCCGUGGGGGCCUGCUGCCUCAGCCCGGAGGCCAAAGAGGCGAGGCGGAUCAACGACGAGAUCGAGAGGCAGCUGCGCCGGGACGAGAGGGACUCCAGGCGGGAGUACAAGCUGCUGCUGCUCGGGACUGGUGAGAGUGGGAAGAGCACCUUCAUAAAGCAGAUGAGGAUCAUCCACGGCCGGGGCUACAGUGAUGAAGACAAGAGAGGGUUCUCCAGGCUGGUUCACCAGAACAUCUUCACUGCCAUGCAGGCCAUGGUCCAGGCUAUGGAGGCCCUGCAGAUCCCCUACACACACACAUGCAACCAGGCGAACGCCACUCUGGUGUGCGGGGUGGAUGUGGAGCGAGUCACGACUCUUCCUCAGCCGUACGCCGACGCCAUCAAGAGUCUGUGGAGCGACGCGGGGAUUCAGGAGUGCUACCUUCGCAAGAGGGAGUACCAGCUCUCUGACUCCGCCAGAUACUAUCUGGAUGAAAUGGACCGGAUCAGCGACGCCUCUUAUCUGCCGACUCAGCAGGAUGUUCUGAGGGUCCGGGUGCCGACCACCGGGAUCAUCGAGUACCCCUUCGACCUGGAGGACGUGGUGUUCAGGAUGGUGGAUGUGGGGGGGCAGCGGUCGGAGAGGAGGAAGUGGAUUCACUGUUUUGAGGAAGUGACGUCCAUCAUCUUCCUGGUGGCGCUCAGCGAGUACGACCAGGUGCUGGUGGAGUCUGUCAACGAGAACCGCAUGGAGGAGAGCAUGGCGUUGUUCCGCACCAUCAUCAACUACAAGUGGUUCCACCGCUCCUCCGUCAUGCUGUUCCUCAACAAGAUCGACCUGCUGGAGGACAAGAUCAUGUACUCUCACCUGGUCGACUACUUCCCCGAGUACGACGGUCCUCAGCGGGAUGUGAAAGCGGGGAAAGAAUUCAUCUUAAAUAUGUUUGUCAGUCUCAAUCCGAACGAGAAGAAAGUCAUCUACUCCCACUGCACCUGCGCCACAGACACAAACAACAUUCGAUUUGUCUUCAGAGCGGUGAAGGACUACAUCUUGCAAAUCAACCUGGAAGUCUACAACCUGGUGUAAACGCUAUAAUUCAAUCUGCUUUCGUACAGCCUGCUGCGAGCUCUGCAAACUCCUGCUGCUGCCGAACACUAUAAUCCACAACAGGAAAACUGAGAAGCCGCCGAGCACGUCGCCAAAUGACUGUACUACUGAUGUAUUUCAAAUGUCUCCUGUUAGGCUCUUUCAGAAUGGAUGUCUGCAGCUAUAAUGAAGUGUGUCCUGACAAUUAAAGUGCUGCCUUAGUGAGCAGUCUAUUAUAGUGUGCACUCUGAAAUAUAUGGAGCUCUUUGAGAAGCAACAGUAUGAAAGCACAGGGAUUGAGAGGAGAAAAAAGUAUUUCCAUGGCCUCAAAAAGCCUCCGAGGACUUGAGAUGUACCGGGUCUCUGCUUCAGGGAACACGUGGAAGAGACUCUGCAAUGCAGCACCUCUCACCACUAACCCCAGUGUAUUUCUUUUUAACUUAAAAACUGUUUUAAAUACUCUAAACGUUUAGAUGUGUCGAGACCUAAUGGGUAAUAAUUAACACUAAUGUACGGUGGCCGAGAGGUGCGAACACGCUACAACGGCACAACAUAUUUACAUUAGAAGUAACACGCUAAGGCUUUAGAAACAAUGCAAGUAAAAAAUACACAUGCGCAGCGUUUACUAAAAUGUGCAAAUACGAAACGCCGCAAGAAGCUCAAAACACAACGGAGACCAGGGGACACUAAAAAUGUCCGGAUUAUAACGCUGAACAACUGUCUCUGUUGUUGGAAACGUACCUAAAAUCUUUUAUGGUCUUAUUUUAACACUGUGAUCACAUGACUCCUUCUGAUGUUACGUAGCUAACCUGGUCAUUUCAGACAGUGGUUCAGCUUUAUAAUCCUGAAUGUCACCAAGCUGUCCCAGCUGUGUGCGUCACUUUUUAGUGUCCCCUGGUCUCCCAGCUGUGUGCGUCACUCUUUAGUGUCCCCUGGUCUCCCAGCUGUGUGCGUCACUCUUUAGUGUCCCCUGGUCUCUCAGCUGUGUGCGUCACUCUUUAGUGUCCCCUGGUCUCCCAGCUGUGUGCGUCACUCUUUAGUGUCCCCUGGUCUCCCAGCUGUGUUUUGAGCUUCUUGCAGCGUUUUGUAUUUGCAGCGUUUGGUUUGUGCAUCUUUUAGUAAACGCUGCCCAUGUUUCCACAAGUUGCUGAAGAUGUUUCUUCAUGUGUUUUGGCACAUUUGUGUUUUUGUUUCUGAAGCUGCAGCAGGUUUUAACCUGUAGGCCACCAUACCAAUGACACACGUUAUUGCAUUGCUAUUUGUUCUGAUAUUAUGUUUAUGUGUACUUCACUUUGUUGGGUCUCUUCGUUUCCAAUGAUGGCAUUAAUCAAUCUUAAACCACUUUUUAGAGCAGCUUAGUAUUAACAUAUUUAAAUGUGAUUUAACACACAAGUUUUUAUUUUGUUCAAGCUUGAGAAUCCAGUGUUUCAGGUACUAAUCAAUUGUUUUUCUUGCCACAGAAUCAUCACUUAAAUGAACUUGCCCUAGUAUUUAUCUGUAUGCAUUUUGUAAAUAUCACACGGUACAUUAAUGGUGCACAUUUUCACCUUUACUCGCAUCAAGGUCAGUGUUAAAAUGCUGAAAGAGAGAACUGUUAUGUUCAAUACUAUCUGAUGCAUUAAUCUUUUGGUUUUCAAAGGUACCAAAUGCAUGAACAAAAAGCGAAUAAGAGAGUUUCCACUGCACUAAAGUUUACAUAACUCUUCAGUUAGAAAUAAUAACUGCUUAAUUUGGUAUCAUUUCAGGUUUUUCUGUCGCUUAUCGCAUUCUUAGUGCAUGUAUUUGAUGCGAUUGGAUAAAUAAACACACAUUUGCUGCUCA
Molecule: messenger RNA, 3258 nt
Organism: Trematomus bernacchii (emerald rockcod)
Lineage: Eukaryota; Metazoa; Chordata; Actinopteri; Perciformes; Nototheniidae
Product: guanine nucleotide-binding protein G(q) subunit alpha-like
Exons: 8
Coding region: 358-1437 (359 amino acids)
Biological process (GO): adenylate cyclase-modulating G protein-coupled receptor signaling pathway; phospholipase C-activating dopamine receptor signaling pathway; action potential
Cellular component (GO): heterotrimeric G-protein complex
Molecular function (GO): GTPase activity; guanyl nucleotide binding; GTPase activator activity
Source: RefSeq, a predicted model, not a curated record